This is a messenger RNA of Elgaria multicarinata webbii, 3319 nucleotides long. RefSeq names its product neurofilament medium chain (gene NEFM). The coding region runs from base 39 to 2945 and encodes 968 amino acids. Gene Ontology annotation, molecular function: structural constituent of cytoskeleton. The transcript has 3 exons. The record is from RefSeq and is a predicted model, not a curated record. Gene Ontology annotation, cellular component: axon; cytoplasm; intermediate filament. Lineage: Eukaryota; Metazoa; Chordata; Lepidosauria; Squamata; Anguidae. Gene Ontology annotation, biological process: neurofilament bundle assembly.
UCCGCGCAAAGCGCCCACCCCUCCCCAAGUCUUCCAAGAUGAGCUACACGCUGGAGCCUCUGAGCAACCCGUCGUACCGGCGGGUGGCCGAGAGCCGGACCACGUUCAGCCGGGCCAGCAUGUCGCCGUCCAGCGGCUUCCGCUCCCAGUCGUGGUCGCGGAGCUCGCCCAGCACGGCGUCGUCGUCGUACAAGCGCAACGUGGGCGCGGCGCGGCCUUCGUACGGCUCGACGGCGCUGAGCUCCUCCGAGAGCCUGGAGCUGAGCCAGUCCUCGCUCUUCAACGGCGGCGGCGGCGGCGGCUCGGGCGGCGAGCUGAAGCUGAGCCGCUCCAACGAGAAGGAGCAGCUGCAGGGCCUCAACGACCGCUUCGCGGGCUACAUCGAGAAGGUGCACUCGCUGGAGCAGCAGAACAAGGAGCUGGAGCACGAGAUCGCGGCGCUGCGCCAGCGCCAGGCCGGCCGCUCGCAGCUGGGCGACGCCUUCGAGCAGGAGCUGCGCGAGCUGCGCUGCGCCCUCGAGCAGGUCAACCACGAGAAGGCGGCGCUGCAGCUCGACUCGGAGCACCUGGAGGAGGACAUCCACCGCCUCAAGGAGCGCUUCGAGGACGAGGCGCGCCUCCGCGACGACACCGAGGCCGUCACCCGCGCCCUGCGCAAGGACAUCGAGGAGGCCUCCAUGGUCAAGGUCGAGCUGGACAAGAAGGUGCAGUCGCUGCAGGACGAGGUGGCCUUCCUCCGCGGCAACCACGAGGAGGAGGUGGCCGAGAUGCUGGCCCAGAUCCAGGCCUCGCACGUCACCGUCGAGCGCAAGGACUACCUGAAGACCGACCUCUCGGCCGCCCUCAAGGAGAUCCGCUCGCAGCUCGAGUGCCACUCCGACCAGAACAUGGUCCAGGCCGAGGAGUGGUUCAAGUGCCGCUACGCCACGCUCACCGAGGCCGCCGAGCAGAACAAGGAGGCCAUCCGCUCGGCCAAGGAGGAGAUCUCCGAGUACCGGCGGCAGCUGCAGGCCAAGAGCAUCGAACUCGAGUCCGUCCGUGGCACCAAGGAGUCCUUGGAGCGGCAGAUCACCGACAUCGAGGAGCGCCACAACCACGACCUCUCCAACUACCAGGACACGAUGCAGCAGCUGGAAAAUGAGCUGAGAGGUACAAAAUGGGAAAUGGCGCGUCAUUUGAGGGAAUACCAGGAUCUCCUCAAUGUCAAGAUGGCUCUCGAUAUUGAAAUUGCCGCAUACAGGAAACUUCUUGAGGGUGAAGAAACAAGAUUCAGUGCCUUCUCUGGAAGCAUUACUGGGCCCACAUUUACACAUAGGCAACCCUCAGUAACAAUAUCAACUAGCAAAAUACAGAAAUCAAAAGUUGAACCACCAAAGCUAAAGGUCCAACACAAAUUCGUAGAAGAAAUCAUUGAAGAGACAAAAGUUGAGGAUGAGAAAUCUGAAUUGGAUGAAGCCCUCGCAGCUAUGGCUAAAGAAUUGGCUGCUGGGACCGUGCCUGAAGAAGAGAUGGAGGAAGAGGAAGAAGGAGCUGUAGAAGAGGAAAUUGUGGCAGAAGCAAAGGCCAAAGUUGAAGCAGCUGCACCAGAAGCUGAAGGAGAAGGAGAAGAAGAGGAGGAGGAGGAGGGUGAGGAAGAAGAUGGUGCAAAAUCUGAUGAGGCAGAAGAAGGUGGAUCUGAAAAAGAAGAAGAAAAGAGUGAAAAGGAAGAAGGUGAGGAAGAAGCAGAAGAGGAGGCAGGUGAGGGAGAAGCUGAGGAAGCUGAAGCUGAGAGCAAGGAAGAAGAGGAGGCUGAAGAAGCUGAAGGAGAGGUGGAGGAAACCAUUGCACCAGUGAAGGUAGAAAAGGCAAAAACAUCUCCACCAAAAUCCCCACCUAAAUCUCCUGUAACAGAUGAAGCAGAGGCAAAAGAAGAGAGUAAGGAAGAUGAAAGUGGAGAACAGAAGGAGGAAGAGAAGGAGGAUGAAGGAGAAGAAGCUGAGGAAGAGGAGAAAGCAGGCUCACCAGCAAAGGCAGGUUCUCCUGAGAAAGCAGCAUCACCAGAAAAAGCAGGCUCUCCAGAGAAAGGGUCUCCUGAGAAAGCUGGGACCCCUGAGAAAGGGUCUCCUGAAAAACCUGGAACUCCUGAGAAACCUAGGACCCCAGAGAAAGCAACCUCUCCAGAAAAAGCUGGGACUCCAGAGAAAGAAUCUCCAGAGAAACCAUCCUCUCCAGUAAAAGCAGGGACUCCAGAGAAAGAAUCUCCAGAGAAACCAUCCUCUCCAGUAAAAGCAGGGACUCCAGAGAAAGAAUCUCCAGAGAAACCAUCCUCUCCAGUAAAAGCAGGGACUCCAGAGAAACCAGCAUCUCCGGAAAAAGCAGGGACUCCAGAGAAAGCGGCUUCUCCGGAAAAAGCAGGGACUCCAGAGAAAGCAGCUUCUCUGGAAAAAGCAGGGACUCCAGAGAAAGCAGCUUCUCCGGAAAAAGCAGGGACUCCAGUGAAAGAAGUAGAAGAGAUCAUCUCAAUCACCAAGGCAGCAAAGGUUGGUACAGAGAAAGAACUGAAAGUAGAGAAGAAAGAGGAAAGUGAGAAAGCAUCCAAGGACUCCACCAAAGAAGACAUAGCAGUGAAUGGAGAAGUGGAUGACAAGGGGGAGGAAGAAGAAGACUCGAAGGCCAAACAAAUAGAAGAAGAAGACAAAGGUGUUGUCACCAACGGCCUGGACCUGAGUCCCUCUGAGGAGAAGAAGGGGAAGAGUGAAGAAAAAGUUGUGGUGACCAAAAAAGUAGAGAAAAUCACUAGCGAAGGGGAUGAUGGGACCACCACAUAUAUCACGAAGUCUGUGACUGUCACACAGAAGAUGGAAGAGCACGAGGAAACCGUUGCAGAGAAAUUGGUGUCCACCAAGAAGGUAGAGAAGGUCACUUCUUCACAUGCCGUAGUGAAAGAAGUUAAGGAGAGUGACUAAGAUGAGCAUUUUUGGUCCUUCUAAAGAGCUUGGGUCGGUGCAAAAGGUUAAGCCAUAUGACAGCUGCAAAAUGCAUGUAAGUGACGGCUUCUAAGCAGAACGGGUUCUCUCGUGGAGUCUCCAGAAACACUCUAUUUUAGUUCUGAUUUCUUUUGUGCAAUACCCAGGGGUGUGUGGGGGGGGAAUGCAUGCCAGCCCAAUGCACUCCCUCUGCAGAACUUGGGGAAUUAAAAAUAAAAUAAAAUGCAUGAGCUGUUAUUCUUACAGAGGAAGUUGCUGAAUUUCCUAAGCUGCUGAUGGGACGCUUCUGAGGAACGUCUUAAGAUGUAUUAUGCAAAGAAUCAACUGAGCCAAAUACAAACAAAUAAUAAUAA